This is a messenger RNA of Argentina anserina (silverweed cinquefoil), 2033 nucleotides long. RefSeq lists its product as uncharacterized. NCBI's taxonomy places the organism in Eukaryota, Viridiplantae, Streptophyta, Magnoliopsida, Rosales, Rosaceae. Gene Ontology annotation, molecular function: protein binding. The record is from RefSeq and is a predicted model, not a curated record. The transcript has 3 exons. The coding region runs from base 170 to 1468 and encodes 432 amino acids.
CUCACCUACUACUCUCUCUCUGCUUCGAUCAAAUCUCCGCCCUCUUCUUUCUCUCUCUGCGAUCGGAGACGGCUUAGCUCCGAUCAUAACAGGGGAGGAUCGCCGAGAAAGAAAUCUUCAAGGCCCGAUAUCCUCUGCAGUUUACAAAGAAACAGGUCACCCUCGGAGAAUGGCGUCACUCCACCCUUCCGAGCUGGACACCGACUCCGUCGCCUCCACUCCGCGAUCGGACCACCCCUCCAACGAUCAGACACGUGUACGCUUCAUGUGCAGCUUCGGCGGGAAGAUCCUACCCCGCCCCCACGAUAACCAACUCCGUUACGUCGGCGGUGACACCCGAAUUGUCGCCGUGCAACGCGCCACCACUUACUCCUCCCUCCUCUCAAAACUGUCCAAACUCUCAGGACUGAGUAACGUGACGGUUAAGUACCAGCUUCCCAACGAGGACCUGGACGCGUUGAUCUCGGUGACGACGGACGAGGACGUCGAGAACAUGAUGGAUGAGUACGACCGCGUCACACAGAAUCAAAACCCCAAAGCCGCUCGGCUCCGUCUCUUUCUCUUCCCCAAAGGCGACGAUUCAACCUCCCGAACUUCCAGCAUCAGCUCCCUCCUCGACGGCUCGGCUAAGCGCGAGCACUGGUUCCUCGACGCGCUCAACAGCGGCGCGUCGAACAACUCGCUCCUUCUCGAGCGCGGCCGCUCCGAGGUCUCCUCGAUUCUCUCCGAAGUUCCCGACUAUCUCUUCGGGCUGGACAACUCCGACGACAACAUCCACAACCGCGGCGGCGAGUUCAGACCGAAGACUCGACACGGGGUCUUACAAGACAACGUCUCGGCUUCGGACCCGGGUUCUCCUGCUCCGGUUAUCUCCUCGCCGUUUUGCUCCACGUCGUCAGUUCCCUCAAUUCCGAACCUCCCGCCGGUGAAGACCAAACCUGAGCCGAAGCCGGAGACGAAGGAGAAUCAGGCGGAGGUGUUUGCAGAGACGGCGGCGGAGUUGCCUGUGUCACAAGCAACAGGGUUUUCGGGUAAUCCAGGUAAUCCCGGGUUGCAAUAUAUCCAGGACCCGAACUAUCCAGGUCAUGUGGUGCGAUCAGUGCCGGUUUAUUAUUACCCAGCUCCGGUUCAACCGGCUAACGUGCCAGUCCAGCCGGUUCAGAUACGGACACCGUAUAUGCCUCAGCAGUACCAGGCUAUACCGGGUCAGAUACCAGUCGGGUACCAUAACCAGAUACCGGGUAUGGGCCAGGUUUAUGGUGGAGGGUUAAGGCCCGUUGCGGGAAUGGAGCAGUAUGACAUGUCGGGUAGAGUUGUUAGUGAUGGAGUGAACCAGCAGGUGUACUAUGGGGUGAGGAAUGGUGGUGUUGUUCCGCCUUAUAAUCCGGCAAUGGUGGCCCAAUCCGGGGAAGAAUGGCAUGGAAAUGGAUCGGAUGUCAAUGCGGGUCGCGCCCCGAAUGCUUCUUGACAAUGCAGGUAGCUUUGGUUUCUCAUGGCUAUUCACUUCUAUGGUUAUUGACUUAUUGUGUGUGAUUUGUGCUUGGGGUUCAUGUAAGUAACUUGUUUUGGGGUUUCCUUGGAUCUCAAUCAACAUUGGUUUGUGAAGUCUCUUUUUAGCUUUUACAUGUCAAAUUUGGAAAAAGAAAACAAGAAAAAACUAUAGUAAUUUGGGAGCUUGCUUGAGAAUAUAUUCAUUUCUCACAGAGGUUUAUUUGCAUUAGGCCCAAGAAAUUAAGCUUAAUAUAUUACAGCAUUGUACGAUGCUUUAUGCUGGUAAAUAAGUCUAAAAUGCGAAGUGUUGAACUUUUACUAGCCUUGAUACUUGCCAUCGGUUUGCCUCAUUGGACAUUGUCGACAAAAAAGUUAUAUGAUCUUUCAAUCUCCUUGUUAGUAGAAGUUUUCUUGUGACGAAACUCAAAUUUAUUAGGAUGGAUUUUACAUCAGUUAGAUGUCGAUGUAUCGUGUAUGGUCUAUAGAAGUAUUCCAAAGUAAAGCUAAAAACUUCGCUUCUGUGGUGUAACCAAGUCACUAUU